AUAGAGUAAUAGGUUCAGACACAUGAAAGGGGAUUUAGAACUGGUUGGAAACUUGACAAGCAGCAUUCUCAGCAUGAAAACAAGCUGCUUCCUCAGGAAAAGUAAACGUUCCAUACUGUCCAGCGUGGCAAACGUCUGAAAAAAAAUCCCUACACUUUUGAGGAAAUCUGAAGGACGUGAUUUUAUCUCAAGUCAGAAGUCAGAAGCCAUAACAGGGCAAUAGAGUGACUGUUGACUUUGACUUGUGCAGGCAGGCAAUCGCACCAAGGACACAUCAAGAUGUCACUGAAAGAGAAUUCCCUGCUACCGGAUCAUAAGGAGACACUGAGACAGCUCAAUGAAAGGUUGGCUGACUUUAUGCAACACUGUCGUCAUCUGGAACAGUCCAACAAUGCACUGGAAAUGAAAAUAGAGGAGAAGAUGAAAAAAAUUGAUCCACAGGUUGCUCACUGGAAAGAAAAAGAACAAGAGAGUGAAGAACUUCUCCAUUCAAUAUGUACGAUGGCCACGGAAAAUGCAAAAACAUCUAUGGAAAUUGAAAAUUACAGUAUGGAUCUGAAACUGUUUAAACAAAGGGCUAAUCAAGAGGCUUUUGAAGUGCAGCGGCUUAAUGGACAAAAUGAACGUCUGCAAGCAAUAACGACUGAAUUUGCACAGGAUAUAGCAGGUUUGAAGAUGGUUCUUGCAGAUCAAGAAGCAGAGAAAAUAAAUAUGGCAUUGUAUCAUCAAGAGGCAGUCCAGGCUAUGCAGCAGUUAAUUCAUCCCAUCGAUGAUAUUCAUUUUGCCAAGGAGGAGGAUGGGAGCAGGAUGGAACUGUCCCAGCUCCUCAAUGAGAUCAGAAGCCACUAUGAGGCUCUCAUUGCCAGGAGUCACAUCCCCUGCGAGCUGUCAGCCAGAAGCCAGUUGGAAGAGGAGGAGGCCAGGCAGAAGAUGCAGAAGGAUGAAGAAGAAUUGAGGGCUGCAAGAGCCAAUCUGAAUGAAGCCAGGAAACAAUAUACAACCCUUCAAGUUGAGAUUGAUUCUCUCCAAGCCAUGGAGAGAAGUCUGAAAUUCAGGCUAAAUGCCACAGAACAGCACCAUCAGAAGCAGCUCGAAGCAUUGUCGGCCAUCAUUGUAGACUUAGAACAAGAGCUACAGGAGGUCAGAGCUGGGGUUAGGACUCAGAUACAAAAACACCAGCUGCUUCUCAACACCAACAUGAAGCUGGAGAAAGAAAUCUCUGCAUACCGAAGCUUGCUGGAAGGGGAAGAGAUUAGGUUAUAUGGUACUAAACAAAUCCAGGAACCCAAAUCAUCUACAAGCAAAAUAAGUUUUAACUUACCUUCAGGAUAUGUAGAAAAAAAUACAGAGGUCUGUAAAGAAGCUUCAACAAAACAUCCACUAUUCAAUGGUAAUAUAGCAGAGGAGGGUGCAGAAGCCAGUGCUACAGUACAAACAGAGAAGGUGGAUCAAGUGAUUAAACAAUGGGAAGGUUCCUUCUUCAAAGACAAUCCAAAACUAAGGAAGAAAUCCGUAUCCUUAAGAUUUGACCUCCACCUGGCAGCUGCAGACGAAGUGUGCGCCCAAACCAAACAGGACAAUCUACCCGAUAUAGAGGUUCGGCUAAUCAUGAGGCGAUCAUGUAGUAUUCCCACCAUGAGUCCAUGAACUUUCACCAUUCCAAAGACUAGUAGGGACAUCCUGAAUGUUAUAGGAGUGUAUUAGUAACACUUGUAGUACCAUGGCAGCCAUAUGAAACAAUGUAUCAUUUAGGUGGAAACUCUGAAACCAAAUUCGCGUACAAGUGUUACUUUUUAUACCAUUAGUGUGUAUAUACGUAUAUAUAUUUAUUGAGCGAAAUAGCAGCAGCUGCAAAAAAAAAAGUACGCUUUGCCUUUUCAGCCUUCAUUUGGGAUUAAUCACGGUCCUGUCUACUUCUUCGUUGUCUGCUCAAAGCCAAAUUGGGCUGUCUGGCAGCCCUCCCAGCAAACUGGUAAGAUAAGGAAUUUAGCUUUAGGCGGCCUACUUAAAGAGCAGAUCCAGGGAACAAAUGAAACCAAUUAGCGAGCGGUUGAUGCUAAUCAACGAAUAUUGUAAAUUCCAGAAUGGGCCAAGCACAGGUUCAACGCACUUACUCUCUCGCUUUAGCGCUGUUUCUUUCUCUCUGCUUCUUUGUUAAUCCAGCUUUACUGGUCUCUUCUGGGUUGAAUGAUGGCCAUCUGGAGUUUCAAUUUAAAGCCCAACUCUGGGAAAUCAGAACAUUUAGAGAACAGAGGCUGUGUCCAUACUGCAGGGAUUAACUGUAUGCUUAGGUCCAGGGCAGUGGACUCCAAACUGCGCCUCGCAGGCCCUUACCUUUAUGCAGCCCUUGGGGCACCACUCUAUUCGCUAUAUUGGACAAUGGUGUAGUGCUGCUUCAAUCCAAGUAAUAAUCAACCUCUUAAAUAUAUCUUAUACCAUUAGUAAGUGAAAAAGUGCUCCAAUAAAAGUAAUCAGUAUGAUACACUACAAACUCCUAAACAACCUCCAGCCCCACUAACUCCCAUUUAAACAAUGGCCAAAAUAAACCAUCAAAAUAUAUGUGCAUAUGCAAACAACUUCAUAUAAAUCAUUGAAAAGUGCAGGACUUUUUUCUCAAACAAUAAGUGCUGGACAGGGGCGGACUGACUAUUGAGGCACCCGGGCACUGCUCGAGGGCCCCAUGCCACUAGGGGGGCCCCAUCAGGGUUACCAGGCUCAGUAAAACCAGGGACAGUAUGUAAA
Molecule: messenger RNA, 2742 nt
Organism: Rana temporaria (common frog)
Lineage: Eukaryota; Metazoa; Chordata; Amphibia; Anura; Ranidae
Gene: KRT222
Product: keratin 222
Exons: 10
Coding region: 280-1647 (455 amino acids)
Molecular function (GO): structural molecule activity
Source: RefSeq, a predicted model, not a curated record